This is a messenger RNA of Cyanistes caeruleus (blue tit), 615 nucleotides long. NCBI's taxonomy places the organism in Eukaryota, Metazoa, Chordata, Aves, Passeriformes, Paridae. The record is from RefSeq and is a predicted model, not a curated record.
AGUGUCCCUGCAGUGAGCCACCGGCCCGGGCUGGCCGGGGGCGGCUGGGAGGAGGCAGACAGCGGGCACAGCUCCCGGGAAUCCUCGCAGGGCAACGAGCGGAGCCGCACCUCGGACUCGGGCAGCAAAUCCGGCAGUGACAGCCGCUCCGGGGCCAGCCGGGAGCUGAGCCAUGGGGCUGACAGGGUGGACGCUGACAGCCCAGGUGACUGCCGGAGGGAGCUGAGCCUGGUGUCGGGACUGACGCGUGGGGCCAGGGUCUUCCUCACCAGGGAGGAAGCUCAGCACUUCCUCAAGGAGUGUGGGCUCCUGAACUGUGAGGUGGUGCUGGAGCUGCUGGGCCGAGCGCUGGAGGAUCCCAGUGACAGCGUCCGCAUGAGGUCCAUGAGUGCCAUCUCUGCCCUCGGCUGCUCCGACCUGCUCUCCGCAGAGCAGAUCUUUGCUGUGACCCAGCAGCACCUGCAGCACCUCAGCCAAGGCAGCCCUGGGCCUGUGGCCAACCGAGCAACGAAGAUGCUGCGGCAGUUCGAGGCCCUGUGCCGGACCCAGCCCUCCCCGAGGCCCCCACGCCCACCCUCAGCCCCCUCGGUGGGCUCGGCCAGGGACCUGCUCAUG